AUGGAGGGAAACGCCAACCCGCUCGUUGUCCCCGUUGUAUGCGUCUCCGCAACAGUGUGUUACGUUCUUAAUCCGCCCAAGUUAGGGAAGCCUGACCGCUCAUGGAGCGCACUUUUUCCGCCAGCGGCCGCCACAAUCACCCCACCUUUGGCUCCCCCGCUCUCCGCCCUUCCGCCUCCCCCCUCUUCACCCACGCUUCCCGCGCCUCCGCGCGAUCCCCGCCGCAGUCCCCCUCUUAUUCCCCGCCGUAUUCCCCCCCUUACUCUCCAAACUCCCCCUCUUACGGCCCGUUCCCGCAAGCCUCCCCGCGCCUUAGGCCGCCCUAACGCCUGGUCCCGCGGCGGCGGGAAGGGCGGGGAGGAGGAGUACGGCGCGUAUGGAGCGGACACGGCGCUCUAUAACGCGUUUUCCGCGGCUGUUGAUAACGGGGAUGACCCGCCCACGCUGGCGUCUUUCACGCCGCCCGACCUUCCCGAAUGGGAUCCCAACGACGUGCAAGUGGAGGUCCCAGUGGUCUUCUAUCAUGGACGGCCAGGAGCCUCGCCCUGCCAUAAGUCGCACUAUGUCUAUAAAAUAGUCUCCGAGUUUUUCUUCCACAUGGGGGUGGCCUUCGAGGAGCAUGCGGAGUAUGAGGAGGUGUAUGAGUGGUUCAUUCGUAACCUCGGGACUCCGGUUGAUGUGCAUGUCCGGUGGUUCAUUCUCAAGAAGUUCAUGGAGCGGCACAACUACGGCCGAAUAUUCCACCUCGCCACAGAAGUCAUGCUCUUCGCCAAUGCCUCCCAGGUGGCGGCAUGGCUGUUCCCUAACUCUGACCUUGCGCUCCCCGCACGUUGGCCCAGCAUCAGACCUCCGUUGAGGCCCACUCAGUACUCCUCUGCAGGAGUGGGCACGCACAUAGCCCUCAUGUCAUACGCAGCGCUGGUCGACUGGUGCCUCUUCCUGCACGCUGUCUUCGACUCGGCCAUGUUCGGAGGCGACAAGGAGACUCAAGAUCUGGUGCUGCUGCCCUCUUAUGUUGAUGUUACCAUCAUGGGGUGGUACACGUUUGCAGGCUGCUGGCUGCAGUGGGUGGAGCCCCCAUGUGUGUCGGGCGUGAAGCCUGAAACCGCCAAGGCCCUGCGCAAGCGUGGCAUUCAACCGCGCUUCCGCGUGCAGUCCCUCUGCCAGCCGCGGCGCUGCCUCAACUCCUCCUGGUCCGACCCCGGCCUCUGCGUCUUCGACAACAACUUCUCGCUCACCCCCGGCCGGCCGUUCUUCAAGUUUAAGACGGGGGACAAGUGUCCGAGCACGAUGCAUUAUGGGUUUUACCGCGGGUGGGAGGAGGAGGCGCAGACGGAGCCGGUUCAAUUCCUGGCGGUGCAUUUCAUGCAUCGGAAGAAAGAGUUUCUGAGUACCAAGUUCCCGCCUGAACCGGAGAAGUCGUGGGGUAGUGCGAGCGAGUAG
Messenger RNA from Closterium sp. Yama58-4, 1443 nucleotides. The record is from the annotation of a GenBank genome assembly. NCBI's taxonomy places the organism in Eukaryota, Viridiplantae, Streptophyta, Zygnematophyceae, Desmidiales, Closteriaceae.